This is a messenger RNA of Bactrocera oleae (olive fruit fly), 1175 nucleotides long. It is a transcript of the gene lush, whose product is annotated as lush. The record is from RefSeq and is a predicted model, not a curated record. Gene Ontology annotation, biological process: olfactory behavior; sensory perception of smell. Lineage: Eukaryota; Metazoa; Arthropoda; Insecta; Diptera; Tephritidae. Gene Ontology annotation, cellular component: extracellular region. Gene Ontology annotation, molecular function: odorant binding; dibutyl phthalate binding.
CGAAUCAUUUUACUGAGAACGUUAAUGUUAAAAAUAUAUUUUUUUUAAAUUAAAAUAAGGAAAUGUGUUUGAAAAUAAAUGCAUUAAAAUAUUUUUUAACUUUAUUAGCAUGCACAGGUGUUAGUGCGAUAACAAUGCAGCAAUUUGAAACCUCCUUAGACAUGAUGCGCAAUGGCUGUACACCAAAAUUCAAAGUGCCAAUCGAAAUAUUGGAUAAUUUACGAGCUGGCGAGUUUAUAGAAAACAAUGGCGAGUUGAAGUGUUAUACCAGGUGCAUAGCACAACUGGCAGGAACGGUAACUAAAAAAGGAGAAUUUAGCGUGCAAAAAGCAUUAGCACAAAUUCCAAUUAUAUUACCACCUGAGAUGCAAAACGCUGCUAAGGAAGCUUUGAUUGCUUGUAAGGAUGUUCAAAAAGCUUAUAAGGACUCAUGCGAUAAGGUCUUCUAUACAACAAAAUGUGUGCGCGACUAUGAUCCAAGUACUUUUAAAUUUCCAUAAUUAUAUGUAUGUAUGUAUGUAUGUACAUAUAUAUGCAUUUAAAUAUGGCAAUAUAUGAGUAUAUGUUAAAUACUUGAGUAUAUGUAGCCUAACAUUCAUUUUUAGCCAAACGGCAAAGCAACAACAACACAAAAACAUCUACGAAAAACAAAGCACUUACUCUGACGCGUUUUCUCCUUUGGCUGCUAGGCAAGAAAGUACAAAACAAAAAUUGGAAAUUUGUUAAAUUAGCCACAAACCCAAGCACAUACAUACAUAUUUUUCAAAUUGCAAGACUUUGUUUAGUUCAAUGCAUUUUUUGUAUUUUUUUUUUUUUGUUUUUGGUUGUAAAGUCUACGGAUUCCCUUACCUGUUGCGAAGCUUUGUCACUUUUCGCAUCCUGCUGCUUUUCCGCCUCUGUCUCGGCUUUUUGUAGCACAUCGUCUAUAAACUCUGAGACGACUUCCAUAUUCUUGGUGUCCAGUUUGAAUUCAUCGAUACGUGCAUCCAACGGUUCCGCCUCGGCCUCAAUUUUAUCAAUGCUAUCGUCAGCAGCAUCUUUUGGUGCCUCAACUAUGGCAACAUCACCAGCAAAAUGUGCGCGCAUUUCAAAUCGAUUUAUUAUUCCCACAGAAAUUUACUUAAUAUAUAUAUUUUUUUUAAAUAAAAUAAAGCUUUUACAAUUUCCCGAUGAAA